UGUCUCACACUUUCUUCUCUUCUAAUCUCUGAGAGCUCCGGGAUGAAGAAAUGGUUGGUGAUCGCAGCCACGGUGGCGAUAAUCGCAAUAGUCGUGAGACAAGGCACGACUCAAUACGGAUGGAACAAAGAAGCGGCGUUGGAAACGCUCAAGGAAUGGUCAGAUCGGCUCGGGAUUUGGGCGAUUCCGACGUAUGUAGCGGUCCACACCGUGACCUUAGCUCUUUGCCUUCCUCACGCCGUCUUCUUUGAAGCUGGUGCUUCUAUGCUCUUUGGGUUCCUUCCUGCUCUUCUCUGUGUUUUCUCUGCUAAGGUUCUCGCCGCUUCUUUCUCGUUCUGGAUCGGCAGGUUUGUUUUUAAGAGUUCAACCAGAGCAACUGGGUGGGCUAAGGGAAACAAAUACUUCAAUAUUCUGUCGAGAGGAGUCGAGCGCGAUGGUUGGAAGUUUGUUCUUCUAGCAAGGUUCUCGCCAAUCCCUUCCUAUGUCAUAAACUACGCCUUGGCAGCCACAGAAGUCCGGUUUGUAGCUGAUUUUCUGUUCCCAACAGUUAUUGGCUGCCUCCCGAUGAUCUUACAGAACGCAUCAGUCGGUAGCCUUGCUGGUAUGGCUGUAGCUUCUGUAGCCGGGAAACAGAAAAGUAAAGUCUGGGGUUAUGUUUUCCCAGUACUUGGGAUACUGUCAAGUGUUCUAAUUUCAUUGAGGAUCAAAAAGUACUCUGCUGGAAUCACAGAGGCAUCAUCAGAUACUCCUCCCUCUACACAGUCUUCUAACAGCUCUAGCUUAGCUUCAUCUGAAACCUUGAAUCCCACUAAUGGGUGAGUGAUGAUACAAACCAUGAUGGUGGUUUUUGAUCGCCGGCAAUACACUUGUUUGGCUUGCUGCUAUCAUGUUUCUCAACAUCAUGGCUUAUUUUGGACGAGUAGGCAGUAUCUGAAAAGUAACAAAGUGUUAGUUUUUGUAGUUCUUUCUUAAAGUUAAAAGCUUUGAACUAAACAGUGUAACUUUGAUACGUUCUAUACCAGACACAAAGCUGUGUCGUUUUUAAAACCA
Molecule: messenger RNA, 1050 nt
Organism: Capsella rubella
Lineage: Eukaryota; Viridiplantae; Streptophyta; Magnoliopsida; Brassicales; Brassicaceae
Exons: 2
Coding region: 43-819 (258 amino acids)
Cellular component (GO): membrane
Source: RefSeq, a predicted model, not a curated record